AUGUAUAAAGAUUCGGCCAUCCAGUCGGCCGUUCAAUUUGGGAAUUUCCGCAACGCGUUGACUCUCGUUGCCAAGAAAAUCCAAAAGUAUCCUAACAGUUCCUAUUUCUAUGCUCUUGAGGCUCAUAUAUUGGCUCUAUCUGGCAAACGACAGGAAGCUGAAACAAAAGCCAAUGAUCUGUUGUCCAAGUUCCCCAGUGAUCCAGAUACCUUGAAACUGUUGUCUGAGACAUUUGAGAUCUGCGAGGCUCCACAGGACGUUUUUGAUAAGGUGUGCAAGAAGUACCCAACAGCAGACCUCGUUUACGAGUACUUCUCCUACAGUGUAACCAGGGGAGACGUUUUGGGUAUGCAGAAAUCUUCAAUGCUGUUGACGCGGGCGAUCUCGUCGUCCAAACAAACAGUUGACCCGCAACUGUUCAAGUUUUGGGCAGCCGUGUGUUUGAUGCUUGUUUGUCGUUGCACCAUUCUGGCUCCUUCGUUCCUUAAGCUCUAUCCACAGCUGGGUCUGAGACUCAUGGAGCAGGUCGGAUUGGACGAUGCGCAGAAAGUCUACGUUUACGUGAGACUUUUGCAGCUUUCUGGCCGGCACGACGACAGUUUGGCCGAAAUGGAGAAGUUCCUGGAGAAAGAAAACGAUCUGGAGCUCAAGAUCAUUUACCUCGACACUUUAAAGGAUCAAGGACAUUCCGCAAAACUAUACGACGUGUGCAAACGAUACCUUAUUGAACUGAAGGAGGACGAUUGGGACACUUGGAAACUGCUGAUUCAGGCCGCAAAGGCAACAGAACAGCUCGACGAAUGCAGAGAAUUGGUCAAAACUUACUCCUCGCGAAACACCAAGCUGGCGGCCAUCGAGCUGAAUGAGUCUGGCUCGGUUGAGCAGUACUUAGAGUCGUUCGGGACCAAGCUCUGCUGUUUUACCGACCUCAAGUCGGUCCUGAGUCCUGAGCUCAGAGAACAGCAAUAUCUCCAGCGCAAGUUCGACCAGCUUCUAAACACAACCAAGCCGACCUCGGCAGACGUGAUCUUCCUGGUCAACUAUAUGAAGUUCAAAGCGCUCGAUUCACGAGAUGAUCACUUUGUUGCCGAGUGUUGUCGGCUGUACUCGCUUACAAACUUCCAUUUGGACAUUCUGGAAGACUUUGACUACUUCCCUGGUUUCGAGUUUUUGAUCCUGGCUGUUGAGACUAUCCUAGAACAAUCUGAGUUCGACCUCAAACUGGUGUAUUCCUUGAUUGUGCUUCUGGAAGACGCUCUCUCAAGAAACAAAUACGAGUUCCAUCUCAAGCUGUGGCUUAUCAGACUCUACACUAUUGCCAACCUGCAAUCAGCAGCGGAUACUCUCUACAAAUCGCUGAAAAUCAAGUUUGUCCAGCAUGACACUUUGUCGCACUACAUCAGCACCAGACGUGCAAUUGCUCCUGGUUUGCUGGAGACAGUUUCGCAGUUUUAUCCGCAGAACGUUGAGAGAGAAGUUCCAGCCAUGAUCAUUGCCGGCUUCCAAAGCAAGGCUAUGAAUAAGCUGCAAGGGUUCAUCGAGUUCCAGUCUAGACUCACAAACUCAUUCGCAAAAUUCACCACAUCUCUGGAGCUGUUGAGAGCGUACAGAAUCAAGGACGACCAGAAACAGGUGGACAAACAGGUGGUAAUUUUGCGCUCGUACCAAAAACAACUGGUUAGUGACAACAGAGACUUCAAAACGUUUUGGGAUUGUGGAGUCCACGAACGGAUAGACAAAAUUGAAGACAAGCUGCCAGGCUACUAUUCCACAAAACACUUGCAACUGAUGGUGCUCAGAGAGCUCAUCAUUUACGACUCUCUCUCGAAACAUCACCAGUCGAGAGUCAAGGAGCUCACAGACCUUUACAACGAGCUUGAACUGUCGCCGAUAGAUAAAUGGAGCUAUUCAGUGUUGUUGGAGUAUCUUCAUGGCAGUCCAGCAUUGGAACUGCCACCAAAACCUCAGUCCAUGCUUCUAUCUGAGUUCAACUACUACUUCACCGUUGUGGUGGACACUUACAAGCAGAUGGUGUUCCUGCAACAGAACACCAACAAACUCAAGUCGUUGCUGACCACGUUUCGCAACGAAAACAGAGAGUUCAAGUCGUUGGCCAGAAAACAGCUUGAAGACACUAAAAAACAGGUCCAAUCGUUUUUCAAAACUACAGGCAAGCCGUUCAAAGUUACCGAGAACUCCAUCAGCCAGACGUUCGCCCAAAUGAGACAGGAUCUGGACGGCUCCAUAGCAUAUCUGCAAGGAAUAUAG
Messenger RNA from Ogataea philodendri, 2268 nucleotides. RefSeq lists its product as uncharacterized. The transcript has a single exon. Gene Ontology annotation, cellular component: cytoplasm; NatB complex. The record is from RefSeq and is a predicted model, not a curated record. Gene Ontology annotation, biological process: N-terminal peptidyl-methionine acetylation. The coding region runs from base 1 to 2268 and encodes 755 amino acids. Lineage: Eukaryota; Fungi; Ascomycota; Pichiomycetes; Pichiales; Pichiaceae. Gene Ontology annotation, molecular function: protein binding; protein-N-terminal amino-acid acetyltransferase activity.